CCGGAAGCGCGCAGAGACCUGGGAGAACAGUGGCUUUAAUGGGCUGGCGGGGCUUCCGCUUUGGGAGGCCCUCGAAGGUAGCAGGGAGGGGCCGGAGCCGCUGCUCAUCCCUAUGGCGGCCGAACCGGAGCCUGGCGAGCCCGGGAAAGGGAAGCCCUUUAAACUUCUGGGGAUUUUAGAUGUCGAAAACAUUCCCUGUGCACGGGAUUCGAUAUUAUAUGGUUCAUUAGGAUCUGUUGUGGCUGGCCUUGGACAUUUUUUGUUCACUAGUAGAAUUAGAAGAUCCUGUGAUGUUGGAAUAGGAGGAUUUAUUUUGGUGACUUUAGGAUGCUGGUUCCAUUGUAGGUAUAAUUAUGCAAAGUUAAGAAUCAAAGAAAGAAUUGCCAGAGAAGGAAUUAAAAAUAAGAUUUUAUAUGAAAGCACCCACCUUGAUCCUGAAAGAAAACAAACUAACAGCAACAGCAGCACUUGAGCAGAAAAAAACAAAAUACAAUUUACUGAAAUCAGUGUGAACAAAACUGACAUCAACUACAUAAAACAUUUUAUGUACAAUAAGAAAGGUUUCAAUCAAGUAAAGUAUGUAUAAGUUGUAGUCUCUUUUUACACUUGUAUAAAUACUUGCAAAUGAACUCUGGCUCUGUAUGUACUUCCAAUCUAGCAUUCUUAAAAGUGUUACUUACAGUGGAGUUUUCAUACUAUUGGCAAUGUGAUGAAGAAUAAAAUUGUAAAACCUAGAA
Molecule: messenger RNA, 737 nt
Organism: Choloepus didactylus (southern two-toed sloth)
Lineage: Eukaryota; Metazoa; Chordata; Mammalia; Pilosa; Megalonychidae
Product: cytochrome c oxidase assembly protein COX20, mitochondrial
Exons: 4
Coding region: 113-472 (119 amino acids)
Biological process (GO): mitochondrial respiratory chain complex IV assembly
Cellular component (GO): mitochondrial inner membrane; mitochondrion
Source: RefSeq, a predicted model, not a curated record